AUGGUUUUGCAAUGCCCAUCCACCCAAGCUGCAUGGACAACAAUUGGGAAUGAGUUUGAAGCGAGGUGGCAAUUCCCGAAUUGUUUAGGUGCCAUUGAUGGCAAACAUGUCAUCAUUCAAGCCUCAAACAAUUCGGGAUCCAUGUUCUUCAAUUAUAAGAAGACGCACAGCAUUGUGUUGAUGGCUGUGGUGGAUGCAAAUUAUAAAUUUGUGGCAGUUGACGUUGGAGGGUAUGGGAGGAGCAGUGAUGGGGGUAUAUUUGCCGACUCCUGUUUUGGCAGAAGAUUGGCCAAUGGUACCCUCAAUCUUCCUAAUCCUAGGCCAUUGGGAAGGACGAGUCAUGGAGACUGCACCCCAUUUGUAUUUGUAGCUGAUGAGGCAUUCCCUUUAAAGGAAAAUAUUAUGAGACCAUAUGGUGGGAACAAUCUGAACUCAAAACAGAAAAUAUACAACUACAGGUUGUCAAGGACUCGCCGAAUGGUAGAGACUGUUUUUGGAAUACUUUCCAACCAAUGGAGAGUAUUCCAUAGGGUAAUGUCUCUUCAGCCUACAAAUGCUGAUGGGGUGGUGAAGGCCACCUUUCGCUUUCAUAACUUUUUGAGGAAAGGAGAAAAUCAGCCAGAAGGAGUGCAGGAAGCUUCCUCAGAAGCUGACAACAAUACAUUACUGAGAAGUUUGUCACAGAUUGGAGGUCGUGCAACAUCCCGGGCGAUUGCUACAAUGUAA
This is a messenger RNA of Styela clava, 726 nucleotides long. Lineage: Eukaryota; Metazoa; Chordata; Ascidiacea; Stolidobranchia; Styelidae. The record is from RefSeq and is a predicted model, not a curated record.